Messenger RNA from Rhagoletis pomonella (apple maggot), 1039 nucleotides. Its product is annotated as S-adenosylmethionine mitochondrial carrier protein homolog. The transcript is spliced from 4 exons. Gene Ontology annotation, molecular function: S-adenosyl-L-methionine transmembrane transporter activity. The record is from RefSeq and is a predicted model, not a curated record. Gene Ontology annotation, cellular component: mitochondrial inner membrane. The coding region runs from base 114 to 995 and encodes 293 amino acids. Gene Ontology annotation, biological process: transmembrane transport. Lineage: Eukaryota; Metazoa; Arthropoda; Insecta; Diptera; Tephritidae.
CUCCGAUUGGUUUUCAUUCGAUAAAAAAGGUAGUUGUUAAGUGGAAGAUGGAGUUGCUGGAUAACUUUUAAAAUAAAAUUAUUUGCAACUGGCUAGCAGUUAAGUGUAAGAAAAUGGAAAUAGACGGCAGCAAGGAAGUGGACCAAAUACAUCCGCAGUAUUCAUUUCUGCACUCACUAGUGGCAGGGGGUGUAGCUGGUGUGGUUGUUGAUAUUGCGCUUUUCCCCAUCGAUACUGUUAAAACGAGGCUGCAAAGUGAAUUGGGUUUCAUGCGUGCUGGCGGCUUUCGUGGCGUUUAUAAAGGUUUAGCACCCGCUGCUGCUGGUAGCGCACCAACUGCUGCGAUAUUUUUCUGUUGCUAUGAAGGUUUCAAGCGUUAUUUCAGCACUACUACCGGUGUGAUCAAUUCACCUUACGUACACAUGGUUUCGGCAUCUUGUGCUGAAGUUCUAGCAUGCCUGAUCCGUGUACCCGUCGAAAUUGCGAAACAACGACGUCAAACACUUGGUAAUACACAGAAAACUACAGCACUACAAAUACUUUGGCGUGCUUACAAACUAGAAGGGUUGCGCCGUGGUCUUUAUCGUGGAUUUAGUACUACGGUGAUGCGUGAAAUACCAUUCAGCUUAAUACAAUUUCCCAUGUGGGAAUAUUUUAAGCUACAUUGGACUGCUACAACUGGCAUGGAUUCGACUCCUUUUACGGUUGCAUUAUGUGGUGCAAUGGCUGGUGGUAUUGCCGCAGGUCUCACUACACCACUAGAUGUAGCAAAGACGCGUAUUAUGCUUGCUGAACAGGGCACGGCAACAAGAAAGUUAAAUCCACGCACUGUGUUAGCGGCCGUGUACAGGGAACGUGGUUUUGCGGGUCUUUUUGCCGGUUUUGCACCACGUGUCCUCUGGAUCACUCUAGGCGGUGCAUUCUUCUUUGGGUUUUAUGAUUUAACAUUAAGACUUUUGCGUGGCACUGUAGCAGCGGAUAAUCCAAAUAUAUAGCAAAGCAAUAAUUGAUAUGAAAUCGCAAUGUUCUUUAAUUUUAA